Ectocarpus sp. CCAP 1310/34 is the source of this 1427-nucleotide messenger RNA. NCBI's taxonomy places the organism in Eukaryota, Phaeophyceae, Ectocarpales, Ectocarpaceae. The record is from the annotation of a GenBank genome assembly.
AUGCGAGGACUGUACCAACACCUCAAGAGAUCAGUGGGCCUCAGCGGCAGACAAGCGGGGGGACAGCAGUUCGUCGCGGAUGAAAACGGCGUGUUGCUCUGGAACAGGGACGACAUCCUCCAGGGGUGGGCGAGAUUCUUCAGCACCCUACUCAACACCAAAUCCCCCACCCUGAACCCAGACAUCAUCGAACGAGUGACGCAGCGGCCAGCGACACGUGACACUCAACGGUUGGGAGAUGUGCCAGAACUCGAGGAGGUGGCACGGGCAACGAAAGGCCUCAAGAACUGGAAGGCACCCGGCCAUGACUCCCUCCCUGCCGAGUUGCUCAAGAUCGAUGACGACGAACCCUUCGUCCUGGGACACCUCCAUACCAUCCUUGUCAAGGUGUGGAACGGAGGAGAUAUUCCGCGAGAGUGGAAGGAUGCAACCAUCAAGGUGCUGUACAAGAAGGGUGACCGGUCCAACUGUAACAACUACAGGGGGAUUUCGCUACUAUCUCACGUAGGCAAGGUCCCCAUCAAGAUCAUCACCAACCGUCUAAGCGCCUUCUGCGAAGCCAACAACAUCCUCCCGGAGGAAUAUUGCGGAUUUCGACCCGGGCGAUCCACCGUCGACAUGCUGUUCGUCGUGCGCCGCCUCCAGGAGCUGGGGCGGAGAAAGAAAAUACCGCUCUACAUGUUCUUCGUCGACUUGAACAAGGCGUAUGAUUCGGUGGACCGAGAGAUGCUAUGGAAGGUGCUGGCCAUGGCCGGGAUUCCCGCGAAGUCAUCCGCCAAUUCCACGAUGGAAUGCGGGCCCGGGUGCGCAUGGACGACGGAGAACUAUCGGACUGGUUCUUCGUGACACAGGGCGUGCGACAAGGAUGUGUGCCAUCCCCACUGCUGUUCAACAUCUUCUUCGCCGAGGUCCUCGAGGUCGUUGUCAUCCGAUUCAGCGAGGAUGAUGUUGUUCUGGGGAGCCUGGUGUGCUUGGAGGAGGGGAAGACGGAAGCGGGGGGGGGGGAGGAGACACCCCUUGACCGAGUACGGAGGGCAGUAUGGGGGAUGUCGUAUGCCGAUGAUGCCGGCGUCGUAUCGAGGUCUGCAGAAGGACUGGCGAGAAUGAUGACCAUCAUCGUUGAGGUGUUCGGGGAGUUCGGGCUAACGGUGUCGGAGAAGAAGAUGGAGACGCUCCUGAUGCGCGCAAAGGACAAGCCGACUACAACAUCACAGCCCCCCCCGCCUCCACCACUGACCAUCGAAGCCGCGGGACAGAAAUACGCCCAGACGACCGAGUUCCGGUACCUCGGUGGCCUCGUCAACGAACAUGGCGACCUCACCCGGGAGAUCAACUACAGGAGCAGAGGAGCGUGGGCGUGCCUCAGGCGAUAUGGCCGGGAGCUCUUCGAAAGACCGCAAGCGCCAUUCCGACUCAAGAUCCGCCUG